This is a messenger RNA of Lizanozyma spartinae, 990 nucleotides long. RefSeq lists its product as uncharacterized. Bases 1 to 990 code for a protein of 329 amino acids. The record is from RefSeq and is a predicted model, not a curated record. The transcript has 5 exons. Lineage: Eukaryota; Fungi; Ascomycota; Pichiomycetes; Serinales; Debaryomycetaceae.
AUGAAGAAUUCAAUUGAAGAUGUAAUUGGCUCUGAACUGCUUGACUCGGUUGCAUGUGAAGAUUGCACAGGGAAGAGCAGCGCGGUUGAAGACUCCAAUACACUUGAGUACUCACUGGAGGAUGAUUGCCAAAAGCUGCUAGACUCAAGCGACGAUGAAGAAAGUUCAAAACUGGUCGACUCGAUUGAAGACGAUUCUAGUGAAGAAGAUCCACUGAUUUCAAUGGCUGUCAGUUGCAAUGAACUUCUCGAUUCAGUCGACGAGGAAGGAAUCAUCGAACUAGCAACCAAGGAUGAGAUCUUUUCCAACGAGAUAGAGAAGAACUUUAGCAAACUGCUCAGCUCAGCGGACGAUAUCAGUUUCGAAGAGGAAGACACCAAAGAACAAAUAGAAGCUGAUAGCUUCAGAGAACUGUUUGCAAUUGAGGAGGAAGGAAGUACAGAGCUGUGGAGCCCUGUAGAUGAAUGUUGCAAAGAACUAUUCAGCAAAACAUUAGAUGAAGGUUUAGUCCAGCUGCUUGAUCCAAUUAAAGACGGUUCCAGUGAAAAUUUAGUUGAAACUGAAGAUUCCCACGAGCAUAUCAAAUCAUCAGAGGAUGGUUGCAAAGAGUCCCUUAUCUCAUAUGAAGAUGUUGGUUGCAUAGAGUUGAACAGCUCUACCAACUCUAAUGAGAGAGCAGAAUUGCUUGGUUCAGCUGAAGACAAUUCCAAUGAAAUACUCAGGUCAACUGAAAAGGAAGACUCCAGUGAACUACUCGAUUCAAUUGCAGUGUAUUCCAGUUCACUCAUCAAUGCAAUUGAAGAUGGAGGUUCCAAGCUGCCCAACUCAACCGAGCCCUCAGUUGACAACAAUUCCAGUGAACUACAUGCUUUUGUUGCAAUGGAGCUCACUAUCGAACGACUCAGCUCAACAAAUGGUGACAGAGUCAAGCUCGAGUCUGCCGAAGCUGAGGAAAUUUCGGGGCUACUUGUGGACGAAGGUUGCGAGUAG